UACUGAUGUGAGGCGUGGAAAAUUUGUUUAUAUGGUUAUAAAAUUUGGACAACAAUUCGUACAACCAGCUGCCUGUCAUGGAUGUGGAAUUUGAAAAGCGUCUGCUUCGCCAACAGAAUGGCCAGAGUACUAUAUUGUCACCAUUAGCAUGUCCUUCUCCGUUGAAGAUGUCACCAAUGAGUUCACCUAGAGAUAAAUACGGAGAUCGUUUUAUUCCAGCAAGAAAUGGUGCUAACUGGCAAAUUGGUCUUUCUCUUAUACAGCACCAAGGGAAUCAGUCACCGAAUGUUGUGAGAAAGGCCAGAGAGAACAACACUGAAAGCAACAAGGAAGCACAAGCAUACAACUGUCUGUUGAAAAAUGAAUUGCUGGGUGCAAAUAUUGAGGAUCUCAAGGACCCGCAGGGCGACGAGCGUCGCAUACUGUCGCCGAAGGAGAUCAAGAACCUGUUUCAGUAUCGCGCGCCGCGCUACGGCGAUGCCGACUGCGCCAUGUCGCCGUAUUCCCUGUCUCCUGUCGGCAGCAAGAGCCAGAAGCUGCUGCGAUCUCCCAGGAAGGCAUCUAGAAAAAUAUCAAAGAUCCCGUUCAAGGUGCUAGAUGCUCCUGAGCUACAGGAUGAUUUCUAUCUGAAUCUUGUCGACUGGUCAUCACAGAACGUGCUCAGUGUCGGACUGGGAACAUGCGUCUACCUGUGGAGCGCAUGCACGAGCCAGGUGACGAGACUCUGCGACCUGGCGAGCGACGGGGAUUCAGUGACGUCGGUGUCGUGGGCCGAGAGAGGGCAUCUCGUCGCCGUGGGAACGCACAAGGGUUACGUGCAGGUGUGGGACGUGACGGCGAACAAGCGGAUAUCCGUGUUGGAGGGACACUCGGCGAGGGUCGGCGCGCUGGCAUGGAACGCAGACGUGCUUUCAUCGGGGAGUCGUGACAGACUGAUCCUGCAGCGGGAUGUGAGGACACCGUCUGUGAUACCGGAGCGCCGCCUCAUAGGCCACCGACAGGAGGUGUGCGGUCUGAAGUGGUCACCCGACCAUCAGCAUCUCGCCUCGGGUGGGAACGACAAUCGACUACUCGUCUGGAACACCUCGCGACCGAAGCCCGUGUGGGAAUGCAACGAGCACAUGGCCGCAGUGAAGGCGAUAGCGUGGUCGCCACACCACCACGGCCUGCUGGCGAGCGGCGGAGGCACGGCGGACCGCUGCAUCCGCUUCUGGAACACGCUGACGGGCCAGCCGCUGCAGUGCGUUGACACAGGGUCACAGGUGUGCAACCUGGCGUGGAGCAAGCACGCGAGCGAACUGGUUUCCACGCAUGGAUACUCACAAAACCAGAUACUCGUGUGGAAGUAUCCAUCAUUGACUCAAGUCGCCAAACUAACAGGUCAUUCCUACAGAGUUCUCUACCUGGCGAUGUCGCCGGACGGGGAGGCGAUCGUGACGGGUGCCGGUGACGAAACGCUGCGGUUCUGGAACGUGUUCAGCAAGGCGAGGUCUCAGAAGGAGUCAAAAUCCGUUCUGAACCUAUUCACAAGAAUUCGGUGAUGAUGACGACGCCGUGGCGCCAGUCGUCAAUGAUGAUGACUGCGCGUCGUAGAACACACGGGGGAAAGUCGUGGCACGUGUGAAUGCUGUGACGCUCGCAGACAUGCUAGUGGUAAACCCUUAUAAACGAGGACAGAUCUCAUAAUCGCCUCGUCAUCUACAAUUUUCAAGUAAUGUCACGCUAUAUGGACACACUUGGUGGAAAAAAAAGUUCCGCAACUGUCCACCAUAUUAGUAGAGUUGUAGGUAAAUAUUUUGAUUAUAAGCAUUGUAUAUUGACAGUGGUAAAUACCAACUGUGACCAUGCAUGGUAAGGUAUUGCUGCUUGGAAACCUUUGAUUUGUAGAUAAGAUCUGUACACCUCUCUCUCUCUAUGAGAACUAGGGAUUUGAGUUCAAAUACAAAAUGUGAAUUUUGUAAACAAUGUACUUAAUGUGGUUUCUAAAUUAAAAGUAUUUUUUUAUUCGUGUGGCCACAAACAACAAACAAGGCAGUUGUUGAAUGCUCGUGGAAAUGAUUGGUUACUUUUAUGGUAAUUGUUGAGUCGUUAUAGUGUAUGUUAAUAUCAACGGUGGAUGUUUGCAGGUGAUGGGUGCACGCAGAGGUAGGGAUGGAUGUUCGCUGAACGUGUUAUGAUUUAUGCCGUUUAAACGUUUUGGUUCUGUAGAUCCUAUUUGUUAUUGUUGUUUGUUUAUUUUUGGCCACACUUUACCGAGGUUGUUUGUCCUUUUUAGUUGCUCGUUUUUUUCGUUGAAUGACCCACAGACCUGUAAUUAUUUUUAAUUAUUUGUUUUUUUCGAUGAGAGUGAACUUCCGUUAAUCUGCUAGCACGUCGUCAUUCUGUUGGAGUGUUCCAUUGUCACUGUCUCUCUGCUUGUGCGUGAGGGCGAUUUUCAUUUUUGCUCUACGUAUGUUCAUACACAUGCGUGUGUACGUUCGUGCGCGCGUGCGUGCGUGCGUGCGUGCGUGUGUGUGCGGUGCGGUGAAGGACGGGGAAUUGUCAUCGAUGUUUCGGUGUCAUAGCUCCCACAUCUCCCAUCAUGCCCCUGGAAAACAUCCCGAUACCCAGUUUUGUCGGCUCACAUACAUGAUCGCCUGCGAUGUUGGAGUGAUGCCUGCCCAGAUAUGCACGGUGCUCAUGCGAUCUUUUCAGUCGUCGAUCUCUCGCCUUAUAAUGCGCGGAUGCUGUGACGUUGCUAUGGAAAUGAGUAUUGUUUCUGGCUUCGUCUGCUUUUCGGCCGCACUUUGUUAUUGUUUGUGUGUGUUGUCAGGCAGAUUGUUGAUGUUCGCAUGCGCAGCGGAUGUUUGUUUCUUUGUUUGUGCAUAUCAGUCAUUGGUGAUUACGCAUGUAUUGCUGAUGUUCAGGGGUGGGUGGGGUAUAGAUGUGUUGACCUUGACCCUGUCAGUUGACCUUCUGAAAAGCUAAUGAAUCAGGAAUUUUGUUCGAUCGGAUCGGAUCCGUUUUUGCAGUUGCAGUGUUUGGCGCGUGUGGCCCGCGUAACGAGCGAUGUGAAAAGCAUUCGUUACUAAUGAUUUAUGGGUUUAGAUUGAACAAAUAAAAAAUUGGCAAGGUUAGCAUAAACGAUCAAACAAUGACUGUGUCGUCGAACUGUAAUAACGUGACACAAGAGCGUCAAAGAAAUAUCAAUUUUCGAUUCAAUCUCAUUUUCUUACACUUGCGUACGUUUAGAGACAGGUGGCUUGGUUAGGUGUAGCAAGUGGAUUGAUUUCUACAUAGUCCCUCGUUCCUUUUUGCGUUACACGGACGCUGUACACGGUGACACUGUGACACUGCAGCCGAUGUCCUGUCUAUCUCUCUUAACAAUUUUGCUUGUGGGUUAUUUAGCUAGAGUGUAAAGAAAACUAGCGUCCGUGCGUGGGAUGUUCGAUCGGUCGUCGCUAGGUGGCGCCACUGGCUCGAUGGGCUGGGGAUACCCUUGCCUGUACAUUUUGCUGUACAUAAUUUAUGGCGGUGUUUUUUUGUCAGUUUCUGUACAUUAUUUAUGAAGUGAUCGUAAAUAGUUUUGCUCUGCUUUUGUUUAAGAUGUUGAAUCAUGUACGAAAUUAUUCUGCUAUUGUGAGUUGUGUGAAUAUAUACACAUAUGUGUAUUGCUUAGCGAUGCGACGAUGCAGAGUUUGCACAAUGCGGGCACACUCUUAUAAUAAAGUUGCAGUUUUAUUAUAAAUAUUA
Messenger RNA from Priapulus caudatus, 3732 nucleotides. RefSeq names its product fizzy-related protein homolog. Gene Ontology annotation, molecular function: anaphase-promoting complex binding; protein binding; ubiquitin ligase activator activity. Gene Ontology annotation, cellular component: anaphase-promoting complex. The record is from RefSeq and is a predicted model, not a curated record. Gene Ontology annotation, biological process: anaphase-promoting complex-dependent catabolic process; positive regulation of ubiquitin protein ligase activity; positive regulation of anaphase-promoting complex-dependent catabolic process. The transcript is spliced from 14 exons. NCBI's taxonomy places the organism in Eukaryota, Metazoa, Priapulida, Priapulimorpha, Priapulimorphida, Priapulidae. The coding region runs from base 78 to 1541 and encodes 487 amino acids.